Chlorella variabilis is the source of this 714-nucleotide messenger RNA. RefSeq lists its product as hypothetical. The record is from RefSeq and is a predicted model, not a curated record. The transcript is spliced from 5 exons. NCBI's taxonomy places the organism in Eukaryota, Viridiplantae, Chlorophyta, Trebouxiophyceae, Chlorellales, Chlorellaceae. The coding region runs from base 1 to 714 and encodes 237 amino acids.
AUGAGUGCAUGCUCGCAGUGCACGGCUGGGUCUGCAUCGCUGCAGAAGGUGUCAGGAGGGGGCCUGGCGUGUGGCAAAGCCUGCAACUUGCCAGGCUGCCUCACGUGCUCCGACUCCGUCACCUGCGCCAAGUGCGCUGAGGGCUUCCACGCCGUCAACGCAGGCGCCAAGUGCAAGCUCCCCGACUGCACCUGGACGCUCAACCGCACCUCCACGCCGCCGCUCCCCGACGGCGGCUUCCGCGCGUCAGGCGCCGGCUGCCGGGCCGGCUUCACAGACGUGGGCCUCGCCUUUGACCUUCCCUUCAUCCGCGCCACGGGCUGCCCCGAGCCCACCAACCUCGCCCGCGACCCCAGCGGCCUGUGGCUGGCCUACGGCGGCGCCUGCUCCCAGGUUGUCCCGCCCCUGCCCAGCGGCUACCGCAUCACGCCGCCCUGGAACGCGUCCGUCACCAUCACCUCCCUCCUCAUCACCAACUGGUCCCCGAACGCCACCCUGCCCUUCAUCGUGCGCUUCACGACGCCCACCGGCGCCACGCUGGACGUAGUGGUGCCCCGGGGAUCCGCCAAGGGCAAGGCCUGGAGCCUGCCUGCCCAGGGGCUCACCAUACCCGCCGCCUCCCCUGACACCCCGCCGCUCACUCCCGGCUACACGGUGGAACUGUUGGCUUUCCCUAGGGACACCCCCAGCCGCACCGCCUGGGCCGCCAUGUGA